GUUCAAGCCUUUCACUUCCGCUGCAUUUUCGAGAAGGUUGGAGGGUGUAGCCAGAUAGCUAGCUAAAUGGGAAGAAAUACUUUGUAACAGACGAAGAUUUAUUGGGACAUACUCUAGUGGUACAUUAAAUUGAUUUUUCUUCCACAAAUCACAAUAGAGAAACGGACUGUCAAUAUGAGUCUGUCGACAAUGAAGCGUGCCACGGCGAGUGUUCUUAGUAUUUGGUGUCCCAGCGUUCAAAAUGGAGUCGUCGACAACAACGCAUUUAUACACUGCCUCGGUUCGCCCACUGGAGCUGCGGAUCCCAACGCUACGACGUCUCCAAAGGCCGCAACAGACAAUGAAGUGGACAACGGAGAAGCGGACAGAUGUCCCUGUGCCAUGGAACCGGAGAAAAAUGUUCGUGUGAAGCCUCUCGUGUUGGGAAACAGGUUUCCGGAGAGCACCAACGAGGACGGGUCUUUGCCCUCUUCCCCCGAAACGCCAUCUGGCUGUGGGAAAAUGCCCACAUUCCCCGCCGGCCCCAACGGACGGCUAGAUCAGGAAACACAGGAACUUAUCUACGUCCUUUAUCGGAUACAUACUGGACUGUCUCGGCCAGGCAGUAGCCGAAACAAGGCUUUGGCUACGAUGAAACGAGUGGUAGAAGACGUUAUUGAGAAACACCACUACGCGUACAAGGGUAUGAUCCAGAAAGUAUGUUUGGAUCAACAAGGGGACGACAUGAAUUUCGUCACAUACAUUGCUAAGAACAUCUUCAGUGAUGGAACAACCAACUGGGGCCGCAUCGCCAGCCUGGUGGCAUUUGGCGCUGAGCUGUGCAGACACCUGAAGGAGAAGGGGAGGGAGCACUGUGUAGACUUAGUAAGCCAGGAAAUCUGCUCCUACCUCCUCUCUGACCAGCGGGACUGGCUGAUCAACAACAAAGGCUGGGAGGGAUUUGUAGAGUUCUUCCACGUGGAAGACCCAGAGUCCGUGGUGAGAAAUGCACUCAUGGCAAUCGCAGGGGUGGCUGGGAUAGGGGCUGGACUCGCGUUCUUGAUCCGAUGAAUCUUUUGGACCAUACGUACCUCCACAUUAUGGACUAAUCAACCAUGCUGUCAGUUUCAAGAUGACUACAUAGUGAAGCCCUUUUGAUGUGUCAGCAGUUGAAAGCAGGAUGGAAUGUUUGAAGGAGCAGUUUAGGGGUGCGUAUUUUGUUAUGGAGAAGGUGUUUUCCAAUUCAUGCCCCAUGUUUUGCUCUACAGCCUUUGGUGGGCUUUUCCCCCCCACUUGUGGCAAGCAGAAUGGAAAAAAAAAUGAGUGACACCAGUGCAUCCAGUAUUGACACUGAUUCCUGAAAUUGACUCCUGAAUCCUGCCACCAGGACUCAUCUGUGUCACUUGUAGAUGAUUUUGAACCUGUUCCUGAUUCCUUUUUUAAUUUAAUGUACAUUUACAAAAUUUUAUUUUUCUAUUAAAUUUUAUUUACAAGCAAUGUUGUCAUUUGCUAAUGAAUAACAGACCUAAUUUACAAUGUACACAAUUCAACAGCAGAACCAAAAUGCCAGUGGCUCAUGUACCGUAUAGAUGCUUAGGUCACAUACUCCUGGCUUUUGAGAGUUGAAACACAUUCAUACAAAUGUAGCCAAUUAAUACACCAUUAUUAAAUCAUUAAAAACUUUGUGCUCAUGAGCAGAUGGAUACAGUUUUAAGUUCAUGUUAUGAAACUUGUAUUUUAUUUUUAAAAACAUUUUUACAUGUUGGCCAUAUGUAAGCACUGUUGCCUCUGGUUUCAGAAUUGUCCUCAGCAACACAUUUGGCAAGCUGUUCUUUAUAGGUGCUAAAUCACACUGCUGGAAAAAAAA
Molecule: messenger RNA, 1846 nt
Organism: Megalops cyprinoides (Indo-Pacific tarpon)
Lineage: Eukaryota; Metazoa; Chordata; Actinopteri; Elopiformes; Megalopidae
Gene: mcl1b
Product: MCL1 apoptosis regulator, BCL2 family member b
Exons: 3
Coding region: 175-1050 (291 amino acids)
Biological process (GO): intrinsic apoptotic signaling pathway in response to DNA damage; extrinsic apoptotic signaling pathway in absence of ligand; mitochondrial fusion
Cellular component (GO): mitochondrial outer membrane
Molecular function (GO): protein homodimerization activity; channel activity; protein heterodimerization activity
Source: RefSeq, a predicted model, not a curated record